CACCCAUGGAUGAUUUAGUGGUGCCGGUUUGGGGCCUGCAAAUUCUAUGCAAUCCAAUUAUAAGAACUCGUCUCCCACGCGCUCAUUCUGAAGAGAAGGAGCAUAGCAGCAUCCGAGCAUACAACAAUCAGCAGCAGCUUUCGCGCCUUCACCAAACAUGCAGACUUUCUCUGAUAUCCCAAGAUACUACACGUGCGCAAUUCCAUCAUGUACCCAACCCGCCAUUCGCUGUCGCAGAUGUGCUGUCUGUAAGAAGCACCGUUGUGCGCGACAUGAAGCUCGCCGGUACCACUACUGCCCGUCUGACGGGGAGAUUAGUGACGAAGACUGGAACAAGCGCAUUGCUGAUGAGGUUGCGGACAUCCUCGCCAAGCUGAACAUACCAGCUUUGCUUGACCUCGCUCAAAGCUUGAAUGACAACAAGCUAUGUGUGUUUGAACCUGGUCAGUACUCACCGCCGUCGGCUUCGAUCAUGGGUGGGACCAACUAUCAUGCAUGGCUCAUCUUCGAGGAUGGAGAGCGAUGGCUUCUUCGGACCCCACGGGUUGGCCUCGACCUCGUGCCACCGGAUGUGUUUGAGUACAUUGUCACUAGCGAAUACGCCACGCUCAAGUUCCUCGAGACGACUUCAAUCCCAGCACCCCGCGCAUUCAGCUUCGGUCUUUCUUCAGAUCCGGCCAACAAACUUGGCAUCGACUACCUGCUCAUUCAGGCUCUCCCCGGUCGCCCGUAUAAGCGCGGAGAUGCAACGCUGGGGCAAAGCAAUCACGUGCUGGAACAGAUUGCCGAUAUGAUGAUUAAGCUAAGCCAACUGCCCUUUUCUGCCGCAGGCUCUCUCAUUACGUCGUCCGAAGGCAACACCAAGAUUGGUCCCGUCUCAAGCAAUCGCUUCAUACACCUGUACCCCUCUGGACCACAUAACAGUCCCACUGACUACUUCGCUGACACGGCACGACAAUAUCUCGAUCUCAUUGCUGAUGGACAGCUGCACGAGCGCUGUCCGGUGGAGGCAUAUCUAUUCUACUCCCUCCUGCUGUCUCGCAGCGAAGAACUGUCACCCAAGGCCGGCGCCGCCACUGAUAUGGAUGCGUUGCACUCAAGAUUCUUCCUCAAGCACGUUGACGACAAGGAUGACCACCUCCUGGUCGAUGAUGACCACAACAUCACGGGCAUCAUAGACUGGCAGUCUGCUCGCAUUGUCCCUGCUAUCGAGGCCUUUGGACCGUCCAUCCUCACGUCGGACUUGGACCGCUUGGUCUCCGGGAAAGGCGGUUUGACGCAGGACGACCGCAAGCUUGCAGAUGCGUUGCGGUCUCGGGGACACGAGGGUCUGGCCCAGUGUGUGGAAGUGGGCGAUCUGGUCCGAACCUUCAUGUUUGGGCCUGAUGCCGACUCGUCACCGGCUCAGGCUCGUGCGUUUCUAGGGAAUAUGCUUCCUCGUCUUGGUAUACACGCCAAAGUGGACCAAUGGAUUCAAGAACAGCAAGAACUGUUCAAAAAGACAGAGAAGGGUCGCAAAGUACUGUCAAAGAUCCAGGAGUUGCUUGAUCUGCAAAAAGAAUAGGCCUGUUUGUGAAUUCAAUCCUCAUUCUUGACCAUUGAAGCUUAGUGUUUUCCCAAUGA
Microdochium trichocladiopsis is the source of this 1623-nucleotide messenger RNA. RefSeq lists its product as uncharacterized. NCBI's taxonomy places the organism in Eukaryota, Fungi, Ascomycota, Sordariomycetes, Xylariales, Microdochiaceae. The transcript is spliced from 2 exons. The record is from RefSeq and is a predicted model, not a curated record. Bases 158 to 1564 code for a protein of 468 amino acids.